Messenger RNA from Eupeodes corollae, 836 nucleotides. RefSeq lists its product as uncharacterized. NCBI's taxonomy places the organism in Eukaryota, Metazoa, Arthropoda, Insecta, Diptera, Syrphidae. Bases 136 to 636 code for a protein of 166 amino acids. The record is from RefSeq and is a predicted model, not a curated record. Gene Ontology annotation, biological process: mitochondrial electron transport, NADH to ubiquinone. The transcript has 4 exons.
AACUACUACAAUUCAUAAUUCCAUUUUGUUUCCUCUUUACCAUUCCUGUUUCAUUUUCUGACAUAUAUCUUCGAAUUACAACUGUCACUGUCAUUUGUCACUCUGCCUUAAAAAAAAGUAAACUAUUUGGAAAAGAUGUCUUCAAAUCCAGCAUCACCAACGGGUGGCGUGACGCCCAUGAACAUAGCCGGCCGUAUGGUCCGAGAACGCGAACGUCUGGCUGGUAUGACAGACGAAGAGCGUGCCUGGCGUAAACAAUGGGUAAAGGAUCAAGAACUAAGCCACCAUGAACCACGAAGAGUGCCAGCUCUCGAUGCAGAAUUCCAAAAUCCAAUCCGACGAUUCUAUCGUGCUCCUUUGGAUAAAUUGUGUGAUGCUCUGACACCGACAAUGGGCUUUCAAAAAGCAUUCGCUGUGCGUUUUUGGAUUGGAAAAGGACUCUUGGCAUUGACUGGACUCUAUGCUGGAGCAUAUUACUUCAAAUAUAACCAAAAUGAUUGGACCAAGAAAGGAGGCUGGCGAGUAAUUCGCAAUCGUAACGCAGUCAAUCCAGGAGAUGCCCAAUUCCCCAAACUCUCGGAUCGUUCAAACCCAGAGGACUAUGCUGCCCGUGGAUUUAAACAAUCAGCUAUUUAAGAGAACAUACCAAACCCAACAAAAAUGCUAAAACAACAAAAAAGGAGUAAAAGCUGGAUGUGCAAGUGCCAGUGUCAGUGCCAGUAAAAUGUGUUUUAAGAUUGUCUCUAUAAUUUUGAUACAUUCUCUGGUAAAAAUAAACAAAAAGAACGUCUCCUAUCAUCGCUCUCGUAGACACUAAGGAAAGGUCGGUUAAAUAA